Messenger RNA from Cephus cinctus (wheat stem sawfly), 4613 nucleotides. Its product is annotated as homeobox protein Nkx-2.4. NCBI's taxonomy places the organism in Eukaryota, Metazoa, Arthropoda, Insecta, Hymenoptera, Cephidae. Gene Ontology annotation, cellular component: nucleus. Gene Ontology annotation, biological process: regulation of transcription by RNA polymerase II; cell differentiation. The transcript has 4 exons. The coding region runs from base 1303 to 2775 and encodes 490 amino acids. The record is from RefSeq and is a predicted model, not a curated record. Gene Ontology annotation, molecular function: DNA-binding transcription factor activity, RNA polymerase II-specific; RNA polymerase II cis-regulatory region sequence-specific DNA binding.
AAAGGGGACAUCUCAUCACGACUCUUGGUACCAGGCACUUCUCCGUAGUGGGCACUCCACUCAUCGUGUCGUCUACGGGUUCGCGAGGCUGUGGGCCGCCCGGGCGAGCGAGCGAGCGAACGCUGGUCGAGUGGGUCUAAGCGGCCGUGAGGACCUCUCCAGGAACCCAACAGUCCUUCAUUCAUUCAUUCAUCCAUCCAUCCAACCAUCCAUCCAUCCAUAGAGCCGCUCCUCUCUCUGGAGAGAGUGUAUCCUCGACAGUAGAGGCGAAGUAGAGUGUACAUCUACCAUCUAUCGGCAGAGUCCAAGGACUCGAAGACUCCCGGGUGAUUUCAGUCGGCCGCCGGCCGGCUGCCGGCCACUCCUCCGACGCACGUGUUUUACUGGGUGCUUUUUUUCUUUGCACAUCCGUGAUCUUCGGUUCGACAACGCGGAAUCAUUAUUACGGGUAUCGACGGAUCUGCGACCUCUUGGACUGAGAUGAGGUCCGACUCUCACCUACACCGGAAAUCACCUCGCGAGCGCGAUCCAUUCGCCAACGCUCGAACGAUCCUACCCAGUGUUUCUACGUCGCUUGUUCGGCUCCCAGUGCUACUUCCGGAGAAUAGGAAGAAAAUCCGAGAGUGAAGGUUUUAUUUGGUGUGACUGAAACGUCAGUAAAUACAAACACUGCUGCUAAGAAUUGUGUUAUUAUUCACUGUGAAAAUGAAUGCUGUGAAAUUUGUGCUCUAGUUACAUUCUCUGGUUAUUUUUAUGACAGCCUGGUCAGAUCUAUUUGGUACGCCUGAUCUUACGUCGCUGAGUGAGUUAAAUAUUUGACAAGUUAGUAAUGGUGACUGUCAGUGGUGUUUACGUUUAGUGAUGCAUCCACAUAAAAAUUGUCAAGAUAUUUGCGUGAUUAAAUCUCGAAAUUUGGUGCCCUAAUAAUCUCUUUACUCCAUGGAAAUCUUGUGAAUACCUGGGACAAUGCGUAUAUCACUUACUCAAGAAAUUCGUGUAAGAGUGCAAUCAUAACAUUUAUACGGAAUGAAUCCCACAGUAUUCCAAUGAACGAUUACGGAAGACUGAUGAUUGAAGAAUAAAAGAGCAGUGAAAUAAAAACACCCGUAAAAUCUCCGUUUCUUUGUUUCCGUAAAGAAACGCAAUUCAGUCGUGAUUUCCUCAGCUCAAACAGAAUCAAGAGAAUCGAGGCAACGACGAGGCUCAACGCAAAACCAUGUCACCAGGUCGGUGCGACUAGUGGUGCGUGAUUAAACGAAUAAUCCAAAGGAAGAACGAGACACGAGAUAAAAUCCAGCUGAGAUGAGUGGCGGCAGUGGAGGCCAAGGUGGUAACAAUGCCGCUAGUUACCACCAGCACCAACAGCAACAACAACAACAACAACAACAGCAAACACAGCUGGAACAGGCCGGUCUUCUACCAGACCUAAACGGCGUCGACCUGGCAAUGAGUUUAUCCCCAAAGCAGCAUUCCUCCCACGUGCAGGCCGGGGGUGGGGCCCAUACGACCCCCUUCAGUGUGACCGACAUUCUCUCGCCGAUCGAGGAAUCGUACCGUAAACUCGAGUUGGCAGCAGCCGCGGCGGCCGUCGGCGUCGGCGUCGUGACGCAUCCCCAAAGUUCGCCGUACGCGAACGCCUGCGGCGGAAGGGUGGGUGGCAACACGGGUAGCAGCAGUGCCAGCAGUGGUAGCCCGCCACUUCAUGGCGGUUCGACUCCUGGGGGUAGCACCCCGGGGCCCGUAUCCGGUGCGAAUGGCGGUGGCGGUGCCGGUGGUGGUGGUGCUGGUAGUGGUUCUGGUGCUGGUGGUGGUGGUGGUGUCGGUGGUAUGAGUGCUAUGGGCAAUCCUUACGCGACCAUGCAGCUUACUUCACAGUAUCAAUAUUGCGCGGCAGAACUUUCGCCCUACCAUCAUGCAGGACCUGGUGUUGGAGGUGGUGCAACCGCCUCGGAUCCCAUGCGUUCCCAUGCUGUUUCGUCCCACCAUCAUCCAUGGUAUGCGCCCGCGCCGCCGACUACCAACGACCCGAGAUUUGCUAGUUUUGCAGUCUCGCGGUUGAUGGGCGCUGCGGCGGCGGGCGCCGGGACCAACAUGGCCGGCUGCUCGGUGGGCCAGUCGAUGGGCGACGUGACCAAGUCUUCGGGUAUGGGCGUCGGCGUGGGCGUCGGCGUAGGCGUCGGCAUGGGCGUCGGAGCGAUGCAAUUUCCCUUAGCGCAGAGACGAAAACGCAGAGUUCUUUUUACUCAGGCCCAAGUUUACGAGCUCGAAAGGAGAUUCAAGCAGCAGAAAUACCUCAGCGCACCGGAACGCGAGCAUCUUGCGUCGCUCAUUCACCUUACACCGACCCAAGUGAAGAUCUGGUUCCAGAAUCACCGGUACAAGUGUAAGCGGCAAGCCAAGGAGAAGGCAAUGGCUGAACAGAAUGCACAGAACCAGAGUGCGAGCUCACCAAGACGCGUGGCAGUACCGGUACUGGUGAAGGAUGGCAAGCCUUGCGGCAGUGGCGGGGGUGGCGGCAACGAGGGCAGUCGCGGUGGUCCAAGUGCAGCCCUCGCUAGUCCAGCACCCCAUAUGACCGCAGCAUCCAGUCCUCAUGGUUCCCAUCACGCCGCUGCGGUCUCGCAUCACUCCGUCGUUGGUGUCAGCCACGUGAUGACCUCCAGCCAGAGCCUUCAGCAUUGCUCCUAUACCAGGACCGGGGCUCAGCAGGGCAUGCAGCAACAGCAGCAACCCCAAUGCGGCGCUUACCUUCCGCUACAGGGUAGGGCUUGGUAGUGCGCGCCAUCCGCGGCGGGGGCCGCGGCCUACGCCAAUCCCUCCGUCGCCGGCCCAUGGGCCCUCGCCGCGGAUCCGGCUGCCUGGUACGCCAUACCCGAUGACAGCCCUUAGGGCCUAUCGUACGCUCGAGGAUUCACGUCGCUGGAAAUCGGCUUACGUUUUGUCCGCGGAGGUUCUUGCGUUUCUCCUCCUGUGGAUUUUCAUUGGCGGCGGUACCACGGUGCACCAAAGAUAUUGCGUACGCGAUAGCGCUACGGGAACGCGUAUACGUAUACAUUAAGGACGAUCUGUAAAAUUGCGACACGGCCACGUAUAAUUGUUAUUUCAUACGUGUUAAGAGAAAAAUGUAAAUGUAUGUUUUUUUUUUUUUUUUUAUAUAACCGAUUUCACAGACUGUCUUGAAAUACUUUGUUCGUUGAAGUAUCGCGUAAUUAUUGUUACGUAUCGUUGUGCUUGUUACGUAACAGUUAAAUUGUCUUACGGUUAAUUUGCUGGGAAAAAAUGUUUUUUAUCUGGGACGAAGUACUUUUUAUUAUGCCACUGACGUGUCUCGUCGAUAUAGACGUGCUUGGUAUGAAAUUUUAUCGUGGCGCAUCGGCAAGCUCAACCGGAAACUGUAAAUAGAAUUUUAGCGGUUUAACUAGAUUUAGUCCUGAAUUCGCUGAGUUUUUCUCGCGAGUGGUUUUUAUUUAUCCUAUGAUGGAUGAUGCAAAUAUUCAACUUUUUUUUUUAUUUGUCCUAUGAUCAACGCAAGUAUUCAACGUAGCCGAUAAAAAUUCCUAAUCGCGGGACAAGCUUUGUCCGUGAAUCUAGAGGCAACGGGUGCCGCGAAAUGGCGGUAAAAUUGAAAAUACGCGAAAAUCAGUUUACGAUAAUUAAUAGCGAGCCAAUGGCGUAGGGUAGAAAUGUGUGUAAAGUCUAAAAAAAUUUAUCACGACAUACGAAAAAGGAGGUUUCGGUCUCCUUUGCGUUUCCGAUUGAGCUCCGAAAGGAAGGAACUCGCGAAUUUACAGAAAUCGCAUGAAAAUCGAAUGUGUAAAGAAAAAUCGAUCGGCUGCGUGUCAAUAAAUAAAAACAAUCGUGCGAUCCAAUCGGAGUCAUAGAAACGAAGAUACAGUAGGUCUAACCUGUACAUAUUUAUAGGACAGGAAAAGCCGCGUAUACAGUAGGUAUACAGGGAUAGACAAGAUGAGUGCAUCAGCCGAGGGAGACUCCGUCGCGAAGAUGGAAAAUAGACGUGUUAAUUUCAGUUGGUGCCAAUGUUCUUGAGUAACCCUGUAUAUUGUAAGAUCGAGUCGAUCGAACUCGGAUUUAUAUUUUCUUGCCUGGAUAAACAUUUUAAGGGAUGUUCGUCGGGAUUGAGAGGGAUGACGAACGUGUUACAAUCCACGUGAAUUUACACGUGGAUUGCAUCACGCUUACAAGCCCGAUGGACAUCGGAAAGAAAGAAAGACUCGCGCUCUGUGAUAGCGAGAGUAUAAUCAUGGAAGGAUAACGAGAGUGGGAGUGAGAGGAGUGGAUAUUGAGCGAGAGAGAGAGAGAGGGGGGUAAAAAGAAAACGCGCGCACACCCACAGGAAAUAUGUAAAUAAUACCUACAAACAAAAAUACGGUCACCAACUGGAGACGGUAUAUAGGUUAGGGUUACGUUGUUCUCAUCGUGCCAACGAAUUUCUAAGGUUUCGAGGCGAUGUUAUAUAUAUAAAUCUACGUAACGUUAGAGAAUGAACAUUAUUAAUAUUAAUAUAAUGAUAAAAAGUAUAUGAUCGAUAGCGAGUAGCGUGUGAGGGUGAACAAAAAGACAAAAAAAAAGAGGCAGAAUAAAAAUGUAGAGAU